Molecule: messenger RNA, 3413 nt
Organism: Dimorphilus gyrociliatus
Lineage: Eukaryota; Metazoa; Annelida; Polychaeta; Dinophilidae
Source: the annotation of a GenBank genome assembly
AUGCGAUCGUGUCAGAACAGGAGAUUUCAAUGGCAGAGGCUGCACUAGAAUUCCACCUUUCUUCAGAUGAAAUAGGUAGUUUAUCGGAUCUAUCUGUAGAUGAAGACGAAUCAGCUGCGGUGUUGCCUCAUCUCUCCAGACCUGAAAAAAUUUGCUCGAAUAAGGAUAUUACACAAGAAAGUCAUGGAAAAGUUGAAAAGUAUUGCUCUAAAUGUGAUCAAUUUCUUUGUUUAAAUUGCGUUAAAGCACAUCAUUUGACAAAGCUUACUAGAAAUCAUUUUCUUAUUGAUUAUAAAGGAAGUUCAAAGAGCAAAUCCGAAAAGCCAUUGAGUAAUUCAAAGAGAGAAUGUUGUUCAAAACACAACAAUGUAAUGGAUGAAAACUUACUGAGAGAUAAUUAAUUUUUAAAACAAAAUUUUUAUCAAUAGUUCAUUGUAGCUUAUUGAAUAUUUAAAAGUUAAGAUUUCUUCUCUAAAUUAACAUCUUCACGAUAUUAUAUAAUAUUAUGAUAGAUGGUUUUUUAAAUAAGAGAGUCACAUAUCAAAGAGAACAUAGUAUUGGCAAUAGAAAAUAUAAAUAAUUUAACAUAGAAGGAGAGAAUAUUGCAUAAAUCAUUUCCUCCCUCUCUCUAUCAUAGUUUGUUGAAAUAUUUCCAAAGUAAUUUAGAAUGGAACAGUAACGAAGAAAGAAGUUUCUCGUUUUUCUUCCCAGUUACUUCAAAGAUAAAGAAAUAUUCUUUUUCUUUUUAGCUCUUUUUCUCCUUUUUUGACGCAUUAAGCUGUAGUAAACAGAUAAAUACUGAAAAGUAGUUCUUUGAUACGUUCUUCUUUGAAUAGUUUUAAGAAGGUUUCUUUUUUUUUUGCAUAAGGUUCUUAACAAAGUUUUUUUUCUUUAAAUUUUAAUUAAAAUGUGUUUUUCUUUUCCUAAACGUACUUUUUCAUCCAUUAAUGAAAAACAAAAUAACCAUCAAAGACUAUAAUUAAAUGGUGGUGCUUUCAAUGCAACUCUGCUAUAUGCGAUGAGUGCCUUAAAUCAACAGGAUUUAAUCAUAUGAGUCACAAUGUCGCUGAUAUAGAAGAUGCUGCUCAUCUUCAUAUUGAACGACAAUCCGAAUUGACAAGCGAAUUAACGAAAAAGCUAGCUGAAUGUAACGGACAUAUCCAUGUAGCAUCUCAAUUACAGGCGGUAUUAGAGAACAAUGCUAUUGAAGUUGGCCAUCAGAUAGAAACCUUAACGACUACUCUACAUAACCAAAUUGAAGCGCAAAAACAACGUCUUCUACAUAAAAUUCAUACAACAAGACAACAAAACGUUAUGGCUCUUCAACGCCAUCUAUCAAAUUUAGGCUCAUUUCAAAAGAACCUCCUAUAUGUCUACAGAAAGCAUUGUGACUCUUUCGACAAUCAUAAUACCAAUAGUGAGAUUUUAAAUUUUGGGGUAGAGCUGAAAAAUAUUUUAGAAUAUGAUACAAAAUUUGAUUAUGAAACUAAUGUUAUCACUUUAAAACCUGCAACAUUUGAAGGCGGCCCAUCAAAUUUAAUAGGAAGUUUACAUAUUCAAAAUUCUCCCCUCUUAAGCUCGGAUACAAAUGAGUCUCAUUUAUCGCGCUCUUUUCCAAGAAGUUAUUUAGAAAUAGGAUUAAACAAAAGCAAGAAAAAAUCGUCAGUAGAAUUACCUUUGUCUAUGUCCCUCUCCUCAUCUUUCAGAAGACAUUCCCUAUUUAAGAGAAAUGUCUGUCUUAAACCUAUCUUUCAAUUUGACAUUUACGACAGCCUACAACUUACAUGUCUCUUACUCUAUGACAAGCAUCAAAUAUUUUUAACUGGUCGAAAAGGUGAUAUUGGUAUCAUGCAGAUAUAUGAGAAGCAAGGGAAAUACCUUAAAACAAUUUUGGAUUCUGGUGAUGCCUUUCAAAUGGCUGGAAAUAGGAAAAACUCAAAAAUUUUUAUUACUGAACCAGAUAAACGUAUCCUCACGAAGAUGAGAUCAAAAGAUUUUAACGUUAAAACAUUGGUAACUAAUAAACGGGUAUUAGGCGUCACAGUUAAUAGCGAAGCUGACGUUAUAUUCUCAGAUGCAGAGACAAGAUGUAUUUAUAAAUGCUCUAAUAAUGGUCAAAAUAUUAAACUACUAAUCAAGAGUGAAGGAAUCAAUCAUUCGUUUAAAAAACCAGUUUAUUUGACAACAGAUACAAUGGAUAAUAUUUAUAUUACUGAUAUAGAAACAAAUCACGUCAUUUGCUUCAGACAAAACGCAGAAAUGCUUUUUAAAUAUGGGGGCCCAAAGCAUUUAAACAAACCUGGUCAAGUCUGCAUUGAUAAAGAUGGAUUUGUAUUGGUAGCAGAUGAAAAUAACGAUAGGAUUGUUUUAUUAGACGAUCAAGGAAAGUUUGUGAAAGUUUUACUCGAUUCGAAGAAUGAUUUAUGCAAACCGGUUUGCCUUGCGUUAGAUUUUAUUAAGCAACCCCGCCUAUUUGUUGGAGAAAGUUGUGGGGUUGUAAAAGUGUUCAAAUAUUUAACAAAUGAGGAUAAAGAAAAUCAAUAAUUUAACAGUUUCCCCUCCUAUUACGAUAUUAUAACGAUAUGGAAUAUAUAAUGAGGAUUACGAGCUGUUAGACUCUAAUUAUAUACAUAUAUUAUAUACAAACGAACUUUAGUCCUAAAACGUAAUUAUCCACUAACUUAUAACAUUAAAUGAUUUAAGGUGUGACAAUAUGAAAGUCGCUCAUUAUCAAAAGUCACGUGUGUUGUGCUUAUUUUGACCUAAUAAAGAACAGGAGAAUAUAGAAUUUAGACGUACUUGUAUUUCAUCCCUUAUUCUUAUCCAUCCAGCUCUCUUUUAAUAAUCAUUAUGUGGAUCUUAUUAGCAUAAAGAAGUAUUAACUUUAAAUAUUAAACAGGCAGUUACAUAUUUCAGCGAGCGUCUUGCUUUUGUUCGUUAUUCUUUAGAGUACCUAUAUAUUUAGUAUUUACUUUUAUUCUAAUGGAUUACAUAUCUAUUCUAAUGUAACAGAAUUAUUAGGUCAGUCAGGAGCAUAUAUAAAGUAUUAGUUUAAUCAAUAUUGUAAAUUUUCAAUAAUCAGGAUCUCUAGGAAUUAAGCAGCCGUCUGGUCUACUGAUUAGAUUUUAGUCUUUUUAUAAUAUAACAGCCAACGUUUAUGGGGUAGAAACACUUAAAUGUUUAAGAAUCCUCAACAAUCAAUUAUCAAUAAAGGAGAAGAAUGAAGUAGGCUGUUUAUGUCAGCUCUUCUUAUUCCAACAGUUUACUAUUAACUUAUAUACAUAUAAAAAGAAAGAGGAAUAACCAAAAACAAAACAAAAAAGUACAUUUCUUUAUUUACAGUUCAAUAUUUUGGCUAAAACUGUUUACCCAGAGAACGCAUUAGUGACGACGAGUGAUGUAAACAGUAAAAU